Chelmon rostratus (copperband butterflyfish) is the source of this 1287-nucleotide messenger RNA. RefSeq names its product uracil DNA glycosylase a (gene unga). Gene Ontology annotation, molecular function: uracil DNA N-glycosylase activity. Gene Ontology annotation, biological process: base-excision repair, AP site formation via deaminated base removal; base-excision repair. The record is from RefSeq and is a predicted model, not a curated record. NCBI's taxonomy places the organism in Eukaryota, Metazoa, Chordata, Actinopteri, Chaetodontiformes, Chaetodontidae. Gene Ontology annotation, cellular component: mitochondrion; nucleus. The transcript has 6 exons. The coding region runs from base 155 to 1060 and encodes 301 amino acids.
AAGCAACACUUACAGUGUAGUUGUAGAGCAUUUCAAACGCUGGGGGAUUUGCAGUUUCCCGCGACACGUUCAGCGUAAUCCAAGCUGCGUUCACAAGCACCACUGUGUUCGUGAUUGUUGUUAAAAGUGGUGUCACAGCCACCACAACACGAGCAUGUUUGUGCUGCACCGUCAACGGUUUCUAAAGCCGCUUGCACUUCCAGCUGCCCGCUUCUUACCAGCGCUGUAUUUUGCGCAAUUCACUAAAAUUGUGCAGAAGAAGCUGAAGUCCUCGGCGGUGGAGCCGGAGCCGUUCAGCCGUCCUCCUGCUCCUCUUUCCCCGGAACAACUAGACAGGAUCGCCCGCAACAAGAGGGCAGCGUUGGAGAAACUCGCUUCCGCUCAAACACCUCCAGGGUUUGAGGAAAGCUGGAGAAGCUGUCUGUCGGCGGAGUUUGGAAAGCCCUAUUUUAAACAACUGAUGAAUUUUGUCUCUGAAGAGAGGAAGCGCCACACUGUGUACCCACCUGCCGAGCAUGUCUUCACCUGGACACAGAUGUGUGACAUCCGGGAUGUCAAAGUGGUGAUUCUUGGCCAGGAUCCAUAUCAUGGUCCAAACCAAGCCCAUGGACUGUGCUUCAGUGUCCAAAGACCAGUGCCUCCUCCACCCAGUUUGGAGAACAUGUACAAAGAACUGGUGUCGGACAUUGAAGGCUUUCAGCACCCCGGACAUGGAGAUCUGACUGAAUGGGCCAAACAAGGCGUGUUGUUGCUCAAUGCUGUGUUGACCGUCCGAGCCCACCAGGCCAACUCCCACAAAGACAAAGGCUGGGAGACGUUCACCGACGCUGUGGUCCACUGGCUCAGCAGCAACCGGGAAGGCCUCGUCUUCAUGCUGUGGGGCUCUUAUGCUCAGAAGAAAGGAGCUGCUAUUAACAGGAAGCGCCACCACAUUCUGCAGGCUGUGCAUCCUUCUCCCCUGUCUGCUCAUCGAGGAUUUUUUGGAUGCAGGCAUUUCUCAAAGGCGAACGAGUUGCUGAAGAAAUCCGGAAAGUGUCCCAUAAACUGGAAGGCACUUUAAGUUGUUUAACAUGUCAGCUUUUCUAAAUCGUUUGUUCGUGAACUACAGUCUAAAACCCAUCCAUAAGCUUUCUGAGUUUCCUGUUUUAGCAGUAGUAUGUGUAGAGAUUAGUUUAUAAAGGGUUCAUGUUGGCAGUUUAAGCUCUACACUGAAUUUUCAUAAAGGCCUUUUUCUGAACUGUUCUGAUACAUCUUUGUAUGAUCUGCACUUCUUGGCAGUUUCUUGUA